Messenger RNA from Populus nigra (black poplar), 2221 nucleotides. RefSeq lists its product as uncharacterized. The transcript has 9 exons. The record is from RefSeq and is a predicted model, not a curated record. Bases 82 to 1914 code for a protein of 610 amino acids. Lineage: Eukaryota; Viridiplantae; Streptophyta; Magnoliopsida; Malpighiales; Salicaceae. Gene Ontology annotation, biological process: regulation of photosynthesis, light reaction.
UGUCUUUUAAACUUGUCUUCAGAGAGUUCAAGUCCUCUUCUUCCCAUUUUUUCUCUCUGUAAUCACAGUCUCCCACUCUCCAUGAUCAGUUGCAAAGCUUCAAGCUUCAAUUUUGAAACCAGCCCAUCUCACCAAAUCACUUUAAAAAGAUACCUACCAAGUUUACAAGCUAAGCACCCAUCUCAUAAAAACACAGUAGUUUCAUCUUCUUCAUCUUCAAUUGAGGGGCAGAAAUGGAACACCAGAGCAACUCACACUACAGCAAAGGCAAGUCAAAUAGCCAAGAAGUUCCAAAAAGAAGAAGAGGAAGGAGAAGGAGAGAGAAAGAUGCAUUAUGAAGUGAAAGUUAUUUCUUGGCGGGAAAGAAGAAUUAAGGCACAAAUAUUAGUCUAUGCUGACAUUCAAUCAGUCUGGAACGCCCUCACUGACUAUGAGCGACUUGCUGAUUUUAUUCCAAAUCUUGUUUGCAGUGGGAGGAUUCAUUGUCCACAUCCUGGGAGGAUAUGGCUAGAGCAGAGAGGAUUUCAAAGGGCACUCUAUUGGCAUAUUGAAGCUCGUGUUGUCUUGGAUCUCCAAGAAUUUCCUCAUUCAGAUUCAGCCAAUAAUCGUGAACUACACUUUUCAAUGGUUGAUGGGGAUUUUAAGAAGUUCGAAGGCAAAUGGUCUGUGAAAUCUGGGACAAGACAUGGAACAACCGCAUUGUCAUAUGAAGUUAAUGUGAUGCCAAGAUACAACUUUCCAGCUAUUUUCCUGGAGAGGAUAAUUGGAUCAGAUCUUCCUGUAAAUCUUCAAGCCUUGGCAUGUCGGGCAGAGAGAGAUUUUGAGGGGGACCAGAAGGCAGGAAUUACAGAAAGUGAGACAUCCAUGACUGUACCCACUUCCCCUUCUGUAUCUUUAGAUGGUGCUUUUCGUGAGAAGGAUAAACUGACAACUGGAGAUUUAAAAGAGAGUUAUCCCAGCUCAACCUUCAGUCCGAUGCCACCACCUUCAAAUGAUUUGAAUAAUAGCUGGGGAAUGCUCGGAAAAGCUUGCAGAUUGGAAAGGCGCUGCAUGGUGGAUGAAGUUCAUCUGCGAAGAUUUGAUGGCCAAUUGGAAAAUGGAGGGGUUCAUCGCUGUGUUAUUGCUAGCAUAACUGUAAAAGCUCCUGUUCGUGAAGUUUGGAAUGUUUUGACUGCUUAUGAGAGUCUUCCUGAGUUUGUUCCAAACUUGGCCAUCAGUAAGAUUUUAUCUCGAGAAAACAAUAAAGUCCGCAUUCUUCAGGAAGGAUGCAAGGGUCUGUUGUAUGUGGUACUUCAUGCCCGUGUUGUUCUAGAUUUAUGUGAACAUCUUGAACAGGAAAUUCGUUUUGAGCAGGUAGAAGGGGACUUUGAUUCAUUUCAAGGAAAGUGGAUUCUAGAGCAAUUAGGAAGUCACCACACGCUACUGAAAUAUAAUGUGGAGUCCAAAAUGCACAAAGAUACAUUCCUUUCGGAAGCUAUUAUGGAAGAGGUUAUAUAUGAAGAUCUCCCAUCAAAUUUAUGUGCAAUUCGUGACUAUAUUGAGAAAAGGGAAGCCAAUAACUCUUCGGAAACAGAUGAGCAUGGGCAAUCUUUGAAGGAACUAGAUUCAUCCAAAGGUGACAGUGAUUAUGAGCAUAGUAUGGCAGUUCAGCAGGUUUCUGAAGUCAGUAACCCAAAUUCACCUAAAAAAAGACCCAGGGUCCCAGGAUUGCAAAGAGAUAUUGAAGUUCUUAAGUCUGAGCUCCUGAAAUUCAUUUCAGAACAUGGGCAGGAAGGAUUUAUGCCAAUGAGAAAGCAGCUUCGUUUGCGUGGUAGAGUGGAUAUUGAGAAGGCCAUAACACGAAUGGGUGGAUUUAGAAGGAUUGCAACGUUGAUGAAUCUCUCCCUUGCUUACAAGCACCGUAAACCAAAGUGAUACUGGGACAACCUUGAAAAUUUGCAGGAAGAGGACGAUAUGACAUUGCGCGAGCAUUGGAGAAAUGGGGUGGACUUCAUCAAGUUUCUCGUCUUCUAGCGCUCAAGGUGAGGCGUCCCAAUAGACAGGCAAAUUUUAUCAAGGAUAAGAAAAUUGAUAGUGUGGCAUCUAGUACUAAUGUUGAAGGUGAAGACAAGAUUCCAACAAAAGCUUAUGUAUCUCAGGAUACACAAAAAUGGCUCAUGAAAUUUAAAGAUUUGGACAUUGAUUGUAUUGAUUAAUUAUGCAAUCCUCUAUUCAUCUCUCA